AUGAGCUCGAAGCUGUCGCCCCAGGCGCGGCGCUGGCGCACCAUCAUGUUCACGCUGCCCAUCAUGGGCGUCACAUCCUUCGUGCUGUACAAACGCCUCGUCCUUGGGGAACCGCGGCGGGUGCUGCCGACAGAUUUGGACAAACACGGGAGCGAGAAGGUGGCAUCGAUCUAUACCGCUGGGGAGGGGAAGGGCGAGCAGGAGGGAGGGGGUUCCAAGGGCGUGUGA
Messenger RNA from Trametes versicolor FP-101664 SS1, 228 nucleotides. RefSeq lists its product as uncharacterized. NCBI's taxonomy places the organism in Eukaryota, Fungi, Basidiomycota, Agaricomycetes, Polyporales, Polyporaceae. The coding region runs from base 1 to 228 and encodes 75 amino acids. The transcript has 2 exons. The record is from RefSeq and is a predicted model, not a curated record.